Messenger RNA from Scaptodrosophila lebanonensis, 2141 nucleotides. RefSeq lists its product as uncharacterized. Gene Ontology annotation, molecular function: guanylate cyclase activity; peptide receptor activity. The transcript has 13 exons. Bases 1 to 2118 code for a protein of 705 amino acids. The record is from RefSeq and is a predicted model, not a curated record. Gene Ontology annotation, biological process: cGMP biosynthetic process; receptor guanylyl cyclase signaling pathway; intracellular signal transduction. Lineage: Eukaryota; Metazoa; Arthropoda; Insecta; Diptera; Drosophilidae.
AUGAGCGGAAACAACGACGACGACAAGGGCAGAAACAAAGAUCCGAUGCAAACAGAACCACCAACCGGACCCGCACCGGCUGCCGAUGCAGGAGGGAGCAGGACAAUCUCAGUGCCAGCCGUGAAGAUCGAUAUGAGCAACUGUGUGAAGCCGGGCGAGGAAUUGGUGGUCACCACACAUCACAACCAUCAGCUCGACAGAAUGUCGGUGCGUUCGAUUAGCUCCGAGGAUAUAUCGAGCGGGGGAACCGGCCGGUGCUGCAGUGCCGCCGCCCGCAAUCCCGCCAUAAAGACGGGCCGUCGUUUGCAGCUGAUGCAGAUGAUAAUUUUACCAUUUAUACCAAUAUUGGCAUUGAUUGUGCAAACAUCGCUGACACUACAAGAGAUACUCAAGUAUCGGGCCGAUGUGGCUGACAUAGAAACGCAGGUGACCAUAGCCACAGACUUGGGCAAAGUCGUGACCCGUCUGCAACUAGAACGUUCUGAGGUGGCCUUCUAUAUCUUCACCAAUGGCAGCAAGGAGCGCGCCAAUCUUACGCAGCGCUUUGCCAUCACGGACUAUGCCCUAAACAAUAUGACGACUUGGAGCGAGGUUAGUGUCCCCACCGCCCCAGACAGUGAUGAGGACGACAUGGAAGUGAUGCUGAAUCGCAGUGAAUUUCAGAGUCGUCUCAACGAUUUCCGAGAUCGUGUGCGGUCUGAGCCAGAAGACAGCUCUAUAACAGAAGUAAUGAACUGGUACACUUCCAUCAAUCGAGGCCUAUUACACCAUUUAAAUGAACAGGUUAAGGAGACAGACAGCAGCGGCGUCUGGCGUUACCUUAUUGGCUUCAAGAAUCUUCUGAAGAGCAUCGAAUGCCAGAACAUUGCCGCCUCAUUCGGCAUACGUUAUUAUGGACGUGGCGCAUUAUCUGCCGAUAAUUUUGUGUCUUACGUGCGGUAUGAGUUCAUGGCGCGGGAACUCAUCAAUUCUUCACUAAAUUAUGCUCCCAUGUUACGGCCUAUGUAUACUAAUAUUACCAGCACCAAGAAGUUUCUUCGAGUCAAACUAAUGAGCAAUAUUGUGUUGAAGAACAAACCAAAUGUUUCGGAUGAACGGAGUGCCCUCGAAUACUACGAAUUUAUGCACAACUAUACGGACGACCUACGAAUUCUGCAAAAAGCGCUGCGCAGGCUGAUUAAGGAAUAUGUGGAUAAGACACUAGUUGAGGCAGAUCGAAAAGAGGCCAUAGGUAUAGCUAUAUUGGUGGUAGUGCUGAUUGUAUCGCCAAUCAUAAUAAUUCUGGUGAAGAACGCUGCGGCUACGAUUCAGCUAUAUGCCUUCAAUUUGGCCCAGAAGGCGAAGGAGCUGAAGCGCGAGAAGCGAAAAAGUGACUCUCUCCUCUUUCAGAUGCUGCCCCCCAGCGUGGCCGUACAAUUGAAACAAACCCAACAGGUUCCUGCCGAGCUAUACGAGGCCGUGACUGUCUAUUUCAGCGACAUUGUGGGCUUCACUGAAAUCGCCGCCGAGUGCUCGCCGCUCGAGGUGGUAACUUUCCUUAAUUCGAUCUAUCGAGUUUUUGACGAGCGCAUCGAGUGCUAUGACGUGUACAAAAUUGAAACCAUAGGCGACUCCUAUAUGGUGGCCUCGGGACUGCCAGUUAAAAACGGCAACAAGCACAUCAGCGAGAUCGCAACAAUGGCACUUGAUUUGCUGGACGCCUCGUCGGUCUUUCGAAUCCCGCGCGCCUCCGACGACUCCUUCGUACAGAUACGCUGUGGUGUGCACACUGGACCUGUGGUCGCCGGCAUUGUGGGCACGAAAAUGCCGCGCUACUGUCUCUUUGGCGACACGGUCAACACUGCCUCACGGAUGGAGUCCACCGGCGAGGCGCACAAGAUACAUAUCACCGAGGAGAUGAACGAGGCACUGCAACAGGUGGGCGGUUUUAAAACCGAGCAUCGCGGCCUCAUCGACGUAAAGGGCAAAGGACUCAUGAGCACAUAUUGGCUGACCUGCAAGGAUGGGCCAGUUCGCGUGCGUGAGGAAAUCUCUUGGCAUGCGGACAUGCAGCCAGUCUUCCUUGACCACUUAAAACUACAACCGCCACCGAACUACAAAUUACCAAAGCGGAAAUGAAUGUUUCCAAUGAACAGACGCCA